AGGUGAGUGAAGCGGCAGGUUGUGUUGAUCUCUUGUCGCCUACAUCUACGAUACUGGGAUAUGCAUUCACACCAUUAUGAAAAUCACCACUUGCAACAGCGUGAGAAAGACGAGGCUCAACUUCACCUGAGGGCACCAGAGUCACAGCGGUGAACCCCGACGGCAGCAUGAGUGACGAGCUGAUAACACGAGCGUUGGUGGGCGGUCAGUGGAUCAACGGCAGAGGCGGCACCUUCCCCGUGACGGACCCUGCCACGGGCGACGAGAUUGCCCGUGUAGCGGACUGCACUGCAGGGGAAGUGACGUCCGCAAUCGAGGCAGCGGCGGCAGCUUUCGAAGGGUGGCGGCUGCGCAGCACCAAGGAGCGCGCCGCAGUUCUCUUGAAGGUGCGGGACUGUCUGCUUCAGGAGAAGGACACCAUCGCCACUGUGCUUAGCAGGGAAAAUGGGAAACCGUUGGCCGAGGCUACAGGGGAGGUGGGAUUCGCGGCAUCCUUCUUUGAAUGGUUUGCUGAGGAGGCUCGAAGGCAUUACGGUGAAACCAUUCCUAGCCCCUCCCCCUCCAAGCGGCUGGUCACCGUGAGGCAACCGGUCGGGGUGGCCGCCCUCAUCACGCCAUGGAACUUUCCCAUCGGCAUGAUUGGGCGCAAAGUGGCCGCCGCCCUGGCUGCUGGCUGCACUUGUGUCGUCAAGCCUGCUGAGGACACGCCACUCACUGCCCUCCUCUUCGCCAAGAUAUGUGAACGUGCGGGGGUGCCUGCUGGGGUGGUGAACGUGGUACCAUGCUCCAGAGAGAGGGUGGAGGAGGUGGGGGCGGCUCUGUGUGCCUCUCCCCGCGUGCAGGUGCUCUCUUUCACUGGUUCCACAGCUGUUGGCCAGUGGCUAUACUCCCGCUGCGGCCCGACAGUGAAGAAGCUUGCCCUGGAACUUGGAGGUGAUGCCCCUUUCAUUGUGUUCCCGUCUGCUGACCUUACUCGAGCCGUAGAGGGAGCGAUGGCCUCCAAAUUCCGCAACACUGGUCAGACCUGCGUCACGGCCAACCGCAUCUUUGUGCACGAGUCCAUUCAUGAUGAGUUUGUGUCUCGUUUCGCCUCCGCGAUGGACGCCGAGCUGAAGGUGGGCCGUGGCCUGGAGAAAGGCAUCAACCAGGGACCCAUCAUCAACCAGCGACAGUUCGACCGCCUCGUGAAGAUUGUUAAAGACUCUGUGUCAGCCGGAGCCAAGACGGUGCGAGGAGGGCUUUCUCUAGGCGGCCUCUUCUACGCCCCAACACUCCUAACUGGGGUCAAGAUGGACAUGCCAGUAGCGACUCAGGAGAUCUUCGGCCCCGUCGCUGCCAUCAUCCCGUUCCAGAACGAGGAGGAGGUGAUCAGGCUUGCAAACACAACAGAUAAGGGACUGGCAGGUUAUUUCUAUUCCAACGAUGUGAGUCAAGUGUGGAGGGUGGCGGAGGCUCUGGAUGUGGGCAUGGUGGGCGUGAACGAGGCAAUGGUGUCUUCGUGUGAGGCGCCCUUCGGGGGCUUCAAACAGUCGGGACUGGGCAAGGAGGGGUCGAGAUACGGCCUGGACGAGUUCGCACAUCUCAAAUACAUCUGUUUCGGUAUAUAGGCGGAACAGCUCGCGGUUAUUCGCAUUACCAAGACCCCAGUUCUUUACAAUCUAAGUACUAAGUGACAAGUGUCUACUUCGUGAUGCGACUACCGCUGCAGGUACAGGUGCAUGCUGCUCGGUUAUCCACUUCAUCUGCUUCCUUGCCUUCCAACUCGGGACUGACACUUAAAAGAUGGCAGUGAUUCCACCUUCCUCAUUCACUUCCCCACACACAAUAUGACGCCACUUCCCUAUCCCUGGAACAGCAGGGGGGGGAGUGAGAGGAGAGUAAACUCCUUCCUUGGAUAAGCAGCACCAGCCAAUGGCAUGGUGGUCAUCAUAUCUCCAAGCACUGUCUCUUCGGCUUUUGUUGCGUAAAGCGCUGAAAGGACGCAGUCAAGGACUUCAAGAGUUUGAGCCAUUGAGGGUUACACAUCUCUCGUUUGGAAAUAAAAUAUCGGCGCACAGCACAAUUACCAAAACAUUUUAUUCGACGCACCAUUACCUACCAUGAUUAUGUAAAUAAUCUAAGCACUAAUAAGUGUUCCCGCGUCUCGCAUCCAGGACAUUCAUAAAUUAAUAAAAUUCAUGUGAUUUA
Messenger RNA from Scylla paramamosain (green mud crab), 2187 nucleotides. Its product is annotated as succinate-semialdehyde dehydrogenase, mitochondrial-like. The record is from RefSeq and is a predicted model, not a curated record. Gene Ontology annotation, molecular function: succinate-semialdehyde dehydrogenase (NAD+) activity. The transcript is spliced from 10 exons. The coding region runs from base 168 to 1607 and encodes 479 amino acids. Gene Ontology annotation, biological process: GABA catabolic process. NCBI's taxonomy places the organism in Eukaryota, Metazoa, Arthropoda, Malacostraca, Decapoda, Portunidae.